Zonotrichia leucophrys gambelii is the source of this 2895-nucleotide messenger RNA. It is a transcript of the gene CSF1, whose product is annotated as colony stimulating factor 1. Gene Ontology annotation, cellular component: membrane. Gene Ontology annotation, biological process: positive regulation of macrophage differentiation; osteoclast differentiation. NCBI's taxonomy places the organism in Eukaryota, Metazoa, Chordata, Aves, Passeriformes, Passerellidae. The record is from RefSeq and is a predicted model, not a curated record. Gene Ontology annotation, molecular function: cytokine activity; growth factor activity.
GCUCAGCCCGGCCCCGCUCGGCCCCGCCGCUGCCGCUGUCUCGCCCGCUCCGCCCGGCCCCGGUCCCACGGCAGCCCCCAUGCCCCGCCUCGGAGCCAAGGUGUGCCUGCUCCGCUGCUCCCUGCUGCUGUCCCUCCUCCUCCUCCUGCUCCGCAUCCAUGAGACGGAGCAGAACAGCUACUGCGAGCAGAUCAUCACCGAGAGGCACCUGGCCGAGCUGGAGGAGCUGGCUGACACCCAGAUGCAGCACCCGGGCAGGGUCUCCUUCAAGUUCAUUGACAAGAUGCAGUUGAAUGACUCCACCUGCUAUGUGAAAGCUGCUUUUCCCCUGAUGGGCAAGAUCCUAGAGAGAACAGAGUUCAAGGAGAAUUCACCCAAUGCCAAGAAGAUGGAGACGGUGCGCAGGAUGUACAAAAGCAUCGAUGACAACAUGGACCCCUGCAUCAGGGAGGAGGAUGAUGAGGAGAGAAUGCUCUCACAGAUGUGCUUCAAGGAGUUCACUACGUCCCCCUACGAGAUGCUGGUGCUGGUGAAGGAUUUCUUCCAGGACAUCAAGCGCCUGCUGGAGGAACAGGAGACUUUUGCGAAGGAUUGCAGCCGAGUCUAUCGCAGGGUGUGCCUGGGACCCAAGAAGGCUGGAUCCUCACCAGGUGUGGGGACAGAUCCUGACUGCAAUUGCCUGUCCCCUGCCCUCCCUUCUGCCACCCAGCCCUCCCUCUCUGCUGCCGCUGGCAGGGACACGGCACCCGCUAGCACCCGGGUCCCUUCCAGCCUCCUCCAUGCCACCCUCGCUGACUUAGAGGCCCCAUCUCAGCCCCCCAGUAGCACGGACGGGGGCUCAGGGACCGAGGAGGUCCCGGCUGCCGGGCUAGGUGACACAGCGCUGGCCCCCGGGAUGAAGCAGACAGCUCCAGGCAGCAGUGCCGAAGCCCUCCAGGAUCCGGCCGGGACCCUGAGCCUGGCGCUGGGUGACAUCCCCGUCUCCGCGGGGAUGGAGAGCUGGUGGAGUGGGGCACCGGGCACCUGCCGCAGGAUCCAGGCCAGCAGUGGGGAGGCUCCAUCCUCCCGGAGCAGCGCGGCGGGCUCAGGACCAGCCCUCCGACAGCAUCGCCCGGCGCAGCCCGGAUCCGCCCCGCGGGCGGUCACACAGCUCCGCUUCUCCAGGAUGGCCCCGGAGCUGCGAGCCCCGGGCAGGGACAGGGCCAGGGCGUGGGGCUGGGGGCUCAGCCGGCUGCGGGGCCCCGAGGAUGGCGGCGGGGCCGGGCCCAGCUUUGACUCUGCCUUUGUUCUGGGCGCAGAGCAGCGCAGGAAGGAGCCGCCCGCCAGCGAGGGCCGCCAGGAGCCCCUCAUCUACAUUACGGUGGCCAGUGUGGUGGCCGUCCUGCUGGCCACGGGAGGGCUGCUCUUCUACAAGUAUAAAUCCAGGGUCCUGCAGCGGCCGCUGGAGGAUGGAGGCUGCGACCCCGAGGAGCCAGAGAGGAGGGCGCUGCAGGGAGCAAGGGAAUGUUCAGAGCUGGAGACUCAGGAUCUCUGAGGGCCCCCGGCAGGAUGUGAAGCUGCUCGGGGGACGGAUGCGGACGGAAGGAGGGUUGGCACGCGCCGGCCUCGCCGCGAUCCCACCGUGACGCUGACACUCCCUCUGCCCUCGCCCCGUGCCCGUGGCCAGAGACUGCAAAAAACUCCCUGGCAGGGACAGAAGGAUGGGGGGAUGUGCCCUGAGUGGGACCCCUGGGCAGCAGGAAGCGAAGAAGGGCUGGAGCCAUGCCUGCAGGCUGGUGUGAUGCUGCGGUGCUGAGCGGGACCAUGGAGUGCUGGAUGUGGGUGAUGGAGCUGAUCCCACUUGAACACGGCCAGAGCUGGAUGAAGAUGGAAGGAAUUGGCUCCCCAAGUCCUCUGGCUCUUCUCCCAUCCCAGCAGAGUGGGUUUGGAGCAGCACCCAUCACCCCUCUUCACCCUGCCUUUCCUGAGGCUUCAACUGGAGCAUCCUGAAUUCUGGGGGGACCCCCAGCCCUGACUUGCAACUCAAACCCUCACACUGUGAAUAUUUAAAGCCCACCCAUCCCUGCACGGGGCUGGGUUUGGGGUGACCCUUGGCACCAUCCCAGCCCCUCCCCAUCCUCCUGUUGUUAGGGCUUAUUUUUUAUUUUUUAGUAGAGUGGAUGAAAGUCUUUAUUCUGCACAAGUGUUCUGGGGGGGGCUGUGUGCCCCUCACAGGGUCCUCACCACGAGCUGGCCUCGCUGGGAUUCCAUUUCUUUGGUGACUGCGCUUUGGAGAAGGGAAUGGGGCUGGGAAAGAUGGGAUCCACGUGGGUGUAAGAGCUGGAACUGUCCCAGCUGGGCACCCUGGGGCUUUGGGAAGAGCCUGGUUUGGGACACACCAGCCCUGGAGAUGCCCUAAAAUCCAACGGCUCCCUCCAGCCCCGGAUGAAGCGUGGCCCCUGCGCUGCUCUGGGAGUUUCAAGCAUUAUUUUUAUAUGAAGGAUGAAAAUAUGGACAAACCCAACUGUUUUUAAAGAAAGCAUCACUAUUAAUUAGGGUUUUUUUAUAUAAAUAUAUAUAUAUGUGUGUGUAUUUAUGACUGGCAGAAGGAGGGGGUUCCUGGGCGAGGGACUGGUGUAAAUCAGGAUAAAAGCCCUGAUGCAGCAGGAAGUCUGGGGCCAAACUCCUGGUGGUGUAAGUCACCAGUUUACACUGUGGAGGAGCUGCUCCUGGGGGAGAAAACUUGCCUUUACCCAUGUUGGAUUUAUUUUGCCUUUUUUUGUCGUUGUUGUUGUUUGGUUGGGGCUUUUUUGUUGGUUUUGGGAUGGGUUUGUUGUUUUUUUUUUUUUUUUAUACAAUGAAAUCCUGAAAUAUUUUAUACAAAGGCAUUUAAAAGUCUAUUUAAAGAAAAUAAUG